AUGCAUCUCGUCCGGGUCGACCAGGAUCUGCUCCAUGGAGCAAACCACUCGCCGAACCCCGCCAUGACCUCCCCGGGGAAGCUUCGGCACCUCUCGCUCGCCGACUUGCCCAUGGAGAUUAUUGCCGCCAUCUGCCGGAACCUGUGCAUGCACUGUCGCCUUGCCCACGUUGUCGACCUCCCAGCCGGCGCCGUGGCCACUUGCCUGGAGGAGCAGCAGGCCCUUUCACGGCUGAGCCGGACCUCACGGCGUUUUCGCCUCACUGCCCAGCCCAUUCUCUUCCACUUCUACCACACGGGAAUCCAACCGGACCCGAGCAGUCCAGAGUGGUGGGGUGACGCUGUUGCCCGGAACCGCGAGAUUGAGACGCUGGAAUCGUUUCUGCGCACUCUUCUAGAGCGACCCGACCUGGCCAAGCUCGUGCGCGCCCUUGCCUUUUUUGCUUUGAGAACUGUCCGCGCCCGCGAUGUUCCUCCCGCGACUCAGGUCCUCUUCCGGCAGGCCGGUGAGCGGGCUGGGUUUCAGGCGUUGCCGACAUAUGAUCAUGUCGAGUCCAAGUGGCUCCAGGAAGCCACCAUCAUGGCUGCGCCGUUCCUCGAGCAGCUCCUCAUCUACCGAUCAUCCCAAGAAGGACUCCACUACUUGAGAGAUUCUCCGUUCUAUCUACCUCACCUGAAAUAUCUGGUACUUCCCGGGCAAGACAAGAAUCCCGACGAAUGCUGUCACAUCCAGGAGAUGCAAGACGUCCUAGCCAAGGCCCAGAAUCUAGAAGAGUUGGCAGCUAGCGAUUGCGACUGCGGGACCGAUAUCCCCCUUCGUGAACGCUUCCGAACAGAGCCGUGGAAUACUGCACUGUCCAGCCUCCGUCGGUUGUCGCUUCAUGGCCUCGACCCGGACAAUCUGGCCAAGAUCCUUCGUCGCAGUCCCGUUCUGGAAGAUCUAGAAUAUUUCUGUGACAUGGACAAGUAUACUAUCCUACAGCACGAUCACCUGGAACCUAUCAGAGACACGUUGCGGCGGAUUUGCUACACGACUACGACUUGGGAACACGCCCAGGGCACUUCAGAAGACGUGAUUGAAUUGGUGUCAGGUUUUCUGAGGUGGGACCAAACUCUACGGGGAGACAUGAACUUUUCCGACUUUCCGGAGCUUGAAAUUCUCGAAGUUGAACAGCUUUUACUCUAUGGGCCUGUGUUUGACUACCAAGAGCGAGAUCAACGGUUUGAAUCUCUCAAAGACGUGUGUCCUGAGUUAUUCAUGGCCAGUCUUCCUUCAUCGUUACGGAUAUUGCACAUUGGCAUGGUCCUAGCGUGGCAGGAACUACAUCGGGAUUUGAUGGGAAUGAUACAGAAACUAUUUCGGUUUCCAGAGUUGAGGUUAGUUGCAGUGGAUCCUUACGAACCUCCGCCUCCCAAGCAAGUCAAGGAACUCAAGGAUGCCUUUGCAGCCAAAGGUGUCACGUUUUGUCUGGGACAAACCACACAGACUCCAUUUUCGAGGGGUAUGCUCGGCGUAAGGCCAGGUCACUCCGAGCCAUCCAACACAGAUUUGUGUUUUCGCCUUCAACAUGUACAAUAG
Ilyonectria robusta is the source of this 1578-nucleotide messenger RNA. RefSeq lists its product as uncharacterized. The transcript has a single exon. The record is from RefSeq and is a predicted model, not a curated record. The coding region runs from base 1 to 1578 and encodes 525 amino acids. Lineage: Eukaryota; Fungi; Ascomycota; Sordariomycetes; Hypocreales; Nectriaceae.